Messenger RNA from Sinocyclocheilus grahami, 731 nucleotides. Its product is annotated as stonustoxin subunit beta-like. The transcript has 5 exons. NCBI's taxonomy places the organism in Eukaryota, Metazoa, Chordata, Actinopteri, Cypriniformes, Cyprinidae. Bases 69 to 731 code for a protein of 220 amino acids. Gene Ontology annotation, molecular function: protein binding. The record is from RefSeq and is a predicted model, not a curated record.
UGAAGCUGCUCUCUGAUGCACUGAAGAGUUCGAACUGUCAGCUGCAGACACUGAGGUUGUCUGGCUGUAUGGUGACGGAGGAAGGCUGUGGUUAUUUGUCUUCAGCUCUGAGUUCAAACCCCUCACACCUGAGAGAGCUGGAUCUGAGCUACAAUCACCCAGGACAAUCAGGAGACCAGUUGCUCAAACACAAACUGGAGGAUCCAAACUAUAAACUGCAGAUACUCAAUGUGGAUCAUGGAGGAGAGAUCAUGAUGACAGCAGGACUGCUAAAGUAUGCCUGUGAUCUCACACUGGAUCUAAACACAGCAAACUCUUAUAUCAGUCUGUCUGAGGAGAACAGGAAGGCUAUAUUUGUGAAAGAUCAUCAGUCGUAUCUUGAUCAUCCAGAGAGAUUUGAUACAUGGUGUCAGGUUCUGUGUGUUGAGAGUCUGACUGGACGCUGUUACUGGGAGGCUGAAUGGAGUGGAUAUAAUGCUGAAAUAGCAGUGUCAUAUAAAGGAAUCAGCAGGAAAGGAGGAAGCUGCUGUUCGUUUGGAUACAAUGACAAAUCCUGGAGUCUGAUCUGCUCUGAUAAAAGAUUCUCUGUCUGGCACAAUAAAAAGCGUACCGUCAUAUCUGCCCCCUUACUGCUGUCUAAUAGAGUAGGAGUGUAUGUGGAUGUGUCGGCUGGCACUCUGUCCUUCUACAUGUCUCUGUGCCAGAUUACACAGAUCUGUGCACGGCCAUGA